Messenger RNA from Peromyscus californicus insignis, 5683 nucleotides. Its product is annotated as group 10 secretory phospholipase A2. Gene Ontology annotation, biological process: arachidonate secretion; phospholipid metabolic process; lipid catabolic process. Gene Ontology annotation, molecular function: calcium ion binding; phospholipid binding. The transcript has 3 exons. Bases 4969 to 5391 code for a protein of 140 amino acids. NCBI's taxonomy places the organism in Eukaryota, Metazoa, Chordata, Mammalia, Rodentia, Cricetidae. The record is from RefSeq and is a predicted model, not a curated record.
UGCUCAGGCUGGCCUUGAGCUCACUCUAUAGCCUGGACUGUCAUUGAACUUAUCAUCCUCCUGCCUCAGCCUCCUAAGCAGCUAGGCCUGCAGACCUAUGUCACCUGACUUGAUUCUUCUUCUUCUUCUAACAGUUAUUUAGCUGAGGAGUUGGAGGACAUGGAGGAAGGUGGUUCUCUACUUCAAGCAUAUGGUUCCUGGAAUCAAAUUCUGGUCCUAAGGCUUGGUGGCAAGUGCCCUUACCCUCUGAGCCAUCUUGCUGGCUUUCAGCUUUCGGAGAUAAGCUUUUACUCAGUAGCUCAGGCUGGUUUUGAACUCACUAUAUAAUCUAGUCUGGCCUCAAACUCACAACAGUCCUGCUACCCCAGCCUUCCAAGAGCUCAAUGUCUUUUCCAUAGAGCAAAAUUAAGGAAAAGUGAGAAAGAAGUCCCAUGGGAGAGACUCCAAGAGAGCAGCACCCUGAAUGAUGAUUCUUGGGGUACUUCACAUUAGCUGGGCAGGAACCCUGUCCCUGCUCCGAACUUCUGGUUCUUCCAAACUUCUAGUAUCUUUCAGGUAGGACUUCAGUUUCAAAACAAUGCUCUCCUGGAGCAGGUGGUUAUGGGUGUUAAGGCCACAGGAGCCCCUGUCCUUUCCUAAUAGUGCUGUACACUGAAGUUGUUACUUACAUUUUCUGUAAUUCAAAGACUUGGAGCAUCUGAAAUCCCAUCUGUACUAUAUGAGAAAGAUUUUACUGAAUGGUGACCAAGGGCCAGGCAGAUCAGUGAUGGCCACACAAGAAGCAUGAGACCAGACUGUGGCCUGAUUCUCACACUCCAGUGGGUAGAUAAGGGAUGAAGCCUGUCCCCUUCGAAUUAUCAUAGCAGGGGCAAAGAGAGGUUGGGUACUAUGUAUAAUGAUUUCUAGUCAUGGUUCCCCUACUUUCAAUACAUAAUAUUUUAGAUGUAUUAUUAUAGUGUGUAUGCAUGGGAGGGCACAGUACAAGUAUAGAGGUCAGAGGACAACUCUGUAGAGUCAGUUCUCUCCUUCCAUCUUUACAUGGGUUCUAGGGCUCAGGCUUAGGUCUCUAGACUUGUGUGGUACCCUCGGAGUCAUCCCACCAGCCCUUUGGCUUCUCAGUUCAUAGAUCCUUAGUAUCUUUCUGUAACAGUGAAUUGGUUGAGGGCCUAGGCUAAACCCUGUGUUGUGCUGGGUGGUAGUGGUGCACCCCUUUAAUCCCAGUACUUGGGAGGCAGAGGCAGGCAGAUCUCUAUGAGUUAGAGGCUAGCCUGGUCUACAGAUUGAGUUCCAGGGCAGCCAGAGCUACACAGAGAAACCCUGUCUCAAAAAAACAAAACAAAACAAAUCCCCCCCCCCCCAAAAAAAAACCAGUCAACCAACCAACCAAACAACAACAACAGAAACGUGUGUGUGGUGAACCUUCAAAGCCAGGGAGACCCAAUUUCCCCUUGUCAUUUACUUUUUAUUUAUUUAUUGCUGGAGAUAAUUCUCACUUUACUAGAAUCUGUUCAUAAGGUAUGGGUGUUUCCCAAGGUUCCACUCAGAUCAAGUAAGAAGCCAAAACAACAAAAAUUGGUGGCCUGCCUGGUCUACAAAGUGAGUUCCAGGAAGAAAAAGAAAUGGGGCCUAAUUGUGCAUUGUGAGCAUUGGGCAAAAGCAAUGCCUCUAAUGGUCAUUUCUUUUCAGUUGAGAGCAUCUGUUGAGUCCACUUCCCCAGAAGGAAACCAUCCAACAAAUGAGAAGCCUGGGGUAGACCUGCAUGGAAUAGGUAGUCCAGUGUGAUGCUGGCAUGGCCUUCCGCCCCUCCAUGCCUGUCCUUUUUCCCUUUCCUUCCUCCCCACUCCCUACCUCCCCUCCAAGACCACAUUGUGAGGUCCAGGUUGGUUCAGAAUUCCCCACAUCCUUCUGUCCCAGCUUCCCAGUUCACCACCAUCAGGGCUCCAGCCCUGUCUUUUACCAGAAAUGGCUGCAUGACUUUGGGCAAACUUUGACUACCUCAGUUUCUCACUUUGUGGUGGUAUCAUGAGGAGAUUAUAGAGAGUCAAUUGCCACUGCCUCACAGCAGCACAGCCGCAGGCGUUGUAAAAUGCUAAGGUGCUCUUCAACAUCAACACAGCACCUUUUUACUACAUGGAGGCAUCCCUGGGCCUGAUCCCCUUUUAGCCUUAGCCCUCCAUUUGGGGACCAAUCUGCAGAAGUCAGGGACAGACACUCCCCAAGACGCCAGGUGACCACUCCUGUUUGACUCCGCCCCCACGGAAAGAAGGUGAGGUGGGGGCGGGAUUGGAGGUAAGGGUCAGCAGGAUUGCUGAGUUUAAGACUAGCCCUUCUGGUCAGUCCCACACCUGCCACCCUCCUACGCCUGUGGGCUACCUCUGUGCUGGCUAAUAAUGCUGCUGCUGCUGCUGCUACUGUUGCUGCUAGGACCUGGACCCAGACUCAAUGAGGGUGAGUGACCAGCGAGGGUGGGUGACAACCGGCUUCCUCCAGCCCGAGUCAGAUUCCAUACCUCCUCAUUUUUUUCUCACCACCCCCAACUCAACAGACCCUUAAAGCACCCAGAAGCCUUUCUUCAGAUGCCUACACACCUACCUUCCCAGACACUCAGGAGCCCUGUCUCUGAUCCCUUCCAGCACCCUCCACUCAGACAUUCCAUUCAGGUGAAGGGUAUCAGAGUUCUCCCUCCACAAGCCCCAGAGUUACUGCAGUCCUCUCCAGCAGCCUGGAGCUCCCAGACCCGGGUCCUGAGCCCUCUGAACUGGCAAUCACUUGCCUUGUCUUUGGGGUCUGAGGUAAGACUUCCAGGCAGGACCCUGUGGGUGGGAGGAUCAGGGAUAGGAACUAGACUCCUGUGGAUGGGUGAGGAAACCCCCUUUAGAGAGGUUUCUCUUGGUGACUCCCUAGUCCUGGGGUACCUGGCCUUACCUGAGUACUGAGGUGAGGUGUGAAGCUUCUACUCCAGGACAAAAUCUUCCAGAUCCACAUCACAGAUCCACCAGCUGGGUAGCACAGCUCAGGGAUGCCUAGGACGACUCACACUGGGUGUAUACCAGCAUUGAGUCCUUGGGCUUGUACAAUGCCCCAUGGGUCCUGGAACUGCCAGUGGAGGCUGCCCACAAAGACAGAGCAAACAGACCCCAGCCUGACCUACCCCACCUAUGUUAGCACAAAGGGAGUGUUUCGUUUGGUUCCAAACCCAGUGCUGCUGUCUGUACCUCACCUGGGCCCUUCAUGGGCUGUUCCAGCCUCUGUGACAGCAGAGUGGUUAGGGGUGGAGUUGGGGGGAGCUGGGCAGAUGGUUUCAGGGGACAGUGUUGGGAGUGGUUAGGCUAGGAGUGUCUGACCUGGGCUUGGUGGCUCCUGAGGUCAGCAGACCUUUCCUAGAAGCCUUUCUGUGUGUCAGGCUAUCCAGCUAUGAGAGUCAGAGAUCUGUUCUGGAAGAGCAUCUAAGCAAGAAGUGCACUCCCAUAAACAGGCACAGCAUGGGCCACCUGUAGAGUAAGGCUUCUGUGAGCCGGCUGAAGAGAAGGCAGGGGCAGUAGUGUGAUGGGCCUGACUGGAGGGAUGGCUGGGUUCUGGAGAGGUAGGAAGGCUUGGGGGUCAAGCUUUGGAUUUCCACUGGAAUGUGGAGUACAGUGGAACUGGGAGCUUUACCCUGAAUCCAUGGGAACUAUGGAAGGCUCAAGGCAAGUGUGGGGACUAUUGGAAGAGGGCAGGCUUAUCAUCCAGAAAGGAAAGUGUAGCCUAGGCUGGCCUCAGACUUACAUCUAGCCAAGGACCUUCACUUCUGAUCUUCCUGCCUCCACCUUGAAGUGCUGGGGAUUAUGGGUACAGGCUACCAUGUCUUCUUUAUACAAUGCUAGGGAUGGAAGCCAGUGUAUGCCAGGCAAGCACUCUACCACCUGAGUUAGAGCCCCAGUUUCUCUAAAUUCAGUUUUCUUCUUAUCUGAGACACCUUGAGAACCCCCUCCCAGCCUCUAGUGUGGUACUUGAGAGAAAACAGGAUUGGAUUUAACUUUAGUGUGGAGCCCUUAAACAAGUCAUUAUGAUGGAAACAUGCUCUAAGUGACAGAUGAGAGUCAUGGCAGGCCAGGGCCAGGCUGCACCUCCACUGUCUUCCAUCCUGGAGUGGGGUAGGGGAGGGUGGACACAGACACUCAGCAAACAGACUUGGCAGUUGGUCCUGCUCUCUCGCCCGUGCCCCUCAGGCCUGCCCUCCUGCUGCACCAGUGUGUGAGCUGGAGCCUGCUCCACUGCUGUGAGCUGGGGGAGUAUGGAGGCCACUUCCCCCAGCUGGUCCCGUUUUUACCUUUCAAAUGCAGGGUUUACUGUCGCACCCAUUGAGUACUACUAGAGGUGUACCAGGACCCAGGUGGUUGGAGUCAGGCUAAGGAAGGACGCUGACCUUGAGGUGAAAAUAAAAGUUGAUAUAUAGGGUCCUAAGCCAGAGUCUUAGAGGAGAGUAGAGAGGCUCAGAGACUCAGAAUCCCCAGAGAGCCUCCUUUGUGCAAGGAUGUUCUUCAGCUUGUCUUUUAUGACAAGCAAGCACCUAGCAAAUCAGCAUGAUACAUAUUGAAUGCACAGUGCAUAGUCUGACUGCAUCCGAAGGGGCAGAGCAGUGAGAACCAGGGCAUUCUAGGGAAAGAGAUCAGCCAAAGUCCAGUGCUGGGGUCUCUCCUAGACUGUGCUCUACAACUCAUUUUCUGCUCACAUUGCCUUGAAGAUCUGGAUUGUAAUGGAGUUUGUAAUGUGCAGAGCACCAUGAAUGCCUUGUCCAACUUUAUUCUGAGAGCUGAUGCCACUUUAUCCUGCACUAUGCAAAUGAGGAAAUCAAAGCACAGAGAAACUAUCAUUUGUCCAAGGGCACACGCCUAAAAAAUGAGAUGAAACCCAGACAAGUUGAAACAUCUAGAUCCUUGUCAGACUAGUGCCCUUCACUAGGGAUAGGGAAACUCUGACCUUGAACCUAUGACCUUUGUUUAUCCCUCAGCAACAAGGAGGUCACAUGUGUACAAGCGAGGGCUCCUGGAACUGGCAGGAACCUUGGAUUGUGUUGGUCCUCGAUCACCAGUGGCCUACAUGAACUAUGGCUGUUAUUGUGGCCUGGGUGGCCAUGGAGACCCACGUGAUGCCAUCGACUGGUGCUGUCACCAUCAUGACUGCUGCUACUCUCGAGCUCAGGAGGCUGGCUGCAGCCCCAAGAUAGACCGCUACGCAUGGAAAUGCAUCGACCACCGCAUCCAGUGUGGACCUGCAGAGAACAAAUGCCAAGAACUCCUGUGCAAGUGUGACGAGGAGCUUGCGUACUGCCUUGCAGGAACAGAGUACCACCUGAAAUACCUCUUCUACCCCUCGGUUUUAUGUGAAAAGGACUCACCCAAGUGCCACUGAUGGGCUGGUCUUGAAAUGUUUGUUUGCCCACGGAAAUGAAGUUUGCUUCCAGUAAUGAACAACUUCAUUCAAUUUCUGCAGGAGGUAGUGGGAGCCAGGUGAUAAAGCCUUGUGUUUGCUUUCUCCUCCAUUCAAGAACUUGGGACUGUUAGCCUGUGGAGUGGCUAGUUUGAUGAAAGCUGAGUCCUGGGUCUGUCUAAUACAGCCACCAGUGUGCUGUACUGCUAUCAGUUUUGAAGCUCAACGUUUAUGAAACAGUGUGCUAUCUUCUAACCUGCUGUUGAUGGCUGGG